This is a messenger RNA of Nylanderia fulva, 730 nucleotides long. Lineage: Eukaryota; Metazoa; Arthropoda; Insecta; Hymenoptera; Formicidae. The record is from RefSeq and is a predicted model, not a curated record.
AUGUUUCUAACACGUUCGGAGUACGAUCGUGGAGUGAAUACCUUCCCGGAAGGAAGAUUAUUUCAAGUAGAAUAUGCCAUAGAAGCCAUAAAACUCGGCUCUACUGCCAUUGGAAUUGCAACAACGGAAGGAGUUGUUCUAGGAGUGGAAAAACGCAUUACUUCUUCUUUAAUGGAGCCAACAACUGUAGAAAAAAUUGUAGAAAUUGAUAAACAUAUAGGAUGCGCAGCAUCUGGUCUAAUGGCUGACUCACGGACAAUGAUCGAUAGAGCUCGAGUUGAAUGCCAGAAUCAUUGGUUUGUCUACAACGAAAGAAUGACAGUAGAAUCGACUGCUCAAGCAGUAUCUAAUCUAGCUAUCCAGUUUGGAGAUAGCGAUGAUGAUGGCACUGCCAUGUCCAGACCAUUUGGCGUAGCAAUGUUAUUUGCUGGGAUUGAUGAGAAAGGUCCACAAUUGUAUCAUAUGGAUCCAUCUGGGACUUUUGUUCAGUUUGAUGCAAAAGCAAUAGGAUCUGGUAGUGAAGGAGCUCAACAAAAUCUUCAAGAAGUGUAUCAUAAGUCUAUGACACUCAAGGAAGCAUUAAAAGCUGCACUAACAAUAUUAAAGCAAGUGAUGGAAGAAAAACUGAACGAUACCAAUAUCGAAGUGAUGACAAUGACGCCUGGACAAUUGUUUCAUAUGUUUACUAAAGCAGAAUUACAAGAGGUGAUUAAAGAUAUUGCUUAAAUUA